AGGACUUGAGGACUCCUCAACUCAGCUUUGGAGCCACCAUGUUGACGCGCCUCUUCAGCGAACCCAGCUUGAUCCCAGAAGUUCAGAAAUUCUCCAGCUGGGCGGACGAUUGUGAAGAGGAUGAUUCGAGCGACAAAGAGGAGCGGAAAAGUAAAAGCUGCCCUCUUCAGGAGGACCCCAACGACUCGGAGGUAAAAGAGGAGACCGAUGUGGGCGCUGAUGAAGAGGAGGAGGAGGAGGAGGAGGAAGGCAUUGAGGAAGCGGAAGGCGAUCGACCUAAGAAACGGGGCCCCAAAAAAAGGAAAAUGACCAAGGCCAGGCUAGAGCGCUCCAAGCUGCGACGCCAAAAAGCCAACGCCCGGGAACGCAACCGGAUGCACGACCUUAACGCCGCCUUGGACAAUCUCCGCAAGGUCGUGCCUUGUUACUCCAAAACGCAGAAAUUGUCCAAGAUCGAAACCUUGCGGCUGGCCAAGAACUACAUCUGGGCCCUGUCGGAAAUCCUGCGCUCGGGCAAGAGGCCGGACUUGGUCUCCUACGUGCAGACUUUGUGCAAAGGUUUGUCCCAGCCGACCACUAACUUAGUAGCCGGCUGCCUCCAGCUCAACUCAAGGAAUUUCCUUACUGAGCAAGGCCAGGAGGCCGGGAGAUACCACGGGCCCAACUCCACCUUUGCCAUGCAUCCCUACACUUAUCAGUGCUCGCGGAUCUCCAGCGCUCAGUGCGCUUCCAGCACCAUGGCAAGCUCCCACGCCUUGCGGACGCACGCUUACUGUGCCACCUACGAGUCCCUCUAUGGGAACGCCUCGCCAGAUUACAAUAGCUCGGAAUACGAUGGGCCCCUGAGCCCUCCUCUGUGCGUGAACGGGAAUUUUUCUCUCAAGCAGGAUUCUUCCCCCGACCACGAGAAAAAUUACCAUUAUUCUAUGCACUACUCCGCCCUCCCCAGUUCUCGCCCUUCCGGGCACAAUUUAGUGUUCGGAGCUUCGGGAAUGCGCAGUGGCGUCCACUCUGAGAAUGUUUUGCCUUACGACAUGCACCUCCAUCAUGACCGAGGUCCGAUGUACGAGGAGCUCAAUGCUUUUUUCCAUAACUAG
Molecule: messenger RNA, 1097 nt
Organism: Notechis scutatus (mainland tiger snake)
Lineage: Eukaryota; Metazoa; Chordata; Lepidosauria; Squamata; Elapidae
Gene: NEUROD2
Product: neuronal differentiation 2
Biological process (GO): axon development; nervous system development; sensory organ development
Cellular component (GO): nucleus
Molecular function (GO): DNA-binding transcription factor activity, RNA polymerase II-specific; protein dimerization activity; E-box binding
Source: RefSeq, a predicted model, not a curated record